AUGAGCGCGCCCUCCGGGAUGGAAGACCACACCAUAGACAACAUGUUUGGUUCUUCGACAUCGCUGCCCCAGACUCCGGCCGGCCUAUCAUUAUCGUUCGAUACGUUGAUGAGCACGGAAUCAUCACGCGCCCGAAAACCGAUUCACGAGAUAGUCGUAGUCCAUGGGUUCGGGCUCCUCGGCGACAGCUUCCGAGCUCACCCCCAGCACUACCCUACCUUCGGCAGGACCAUCGGCAGUGACGAACACCCGCAUUACUACCAAGCGCGGCACGUUCUCGAAGAAUGGAUCCAAGACGCGGCCGAGACACUCUCCGAGCCAGUCAACGUGCGGCGGAUGUCAUUCAGCACAGCACAAGUCAUGCAGCUGGGCAAACCGGUUCUCUGCGCCGCCGCACACAGGCUGUGCAACUCGCUCAUGGAACUCACACUGGACGAGAGCUCUCCUCUUUUCCUCGGCGACCAGGGAGACGGCGACGGAGAAGGUAGCCAUUUCUACUCCGAGUCGGCCGGCGGCCUUCUCCCGGUCUUCCGCUCGCGCAGGGUCACGUUCGUGGCUCACGGCCUCGGGAUCUGGGUCGUGAAGCAGGCCCUCCUGUGGUUUGACUUCCACGGCACCCCACUCCAUCCUGCCGCGACUUUCUUCUUUGACGGUGCGAGGAUAACGAGCACGGACAUGGUGCCGGGCUAUCUCCACGAUGCAGCCUCCCUGUUCGCGCUGCAGCAGGGGAACCUCCGCGGCGCGAUGCUGGAAGAUCUCGUGUGCCACCUCUUUGUCAUCGAGCAGCACUUUGACACGCUCAUGUCCGAGCACUACGGCGAGUGCGCGGAGAUCAAGGACGCGGACACGGACGAGGCGAGACAUCGCUACGAGAUGGUCCAGUGCAAUCACCAGUUGUGGCAUCACCCUUCGCCGCCACUGCAAGCUUGGGGUGAGACUCACGCGCAUCAUCAUGCACGGUUGUUCGCGCGUGGAGACGACCAUGUGCUCGAACAGGUCGGCAGGUUGGCAUUCCUAGAGCUCGCCAGGCACCUCGGCGAGGCCGUAUCAGGCAAUCACCUCAAGUCCUUGCAGGCGCUACCGCCCGUUGCCGAAGCCGCGCAGCGCAGAGCCCGAACGGAUGUGGACUCUACGACGCUGCACAACGACGACUAUGACAACGCGUCUGUCGUGUCUUCGAGCUCGAGAUAUAGCGAGGGCGAUGGCCCGGUUGCGAAGACGCUGCCGGACGGACUGGAGAGCCAGCAAACAGAAUUUCCUUGGGAACCACCAAACGAGACGUUACCUCAAGCUUCUCCGACUGGUUCAGAAUGGCCGGAUUUGCUCGUUUCGGAAAGCGGCGUUCGCGGAACUUCUGGCAUGUCGAUAUCCUCAGCGCGAGAGCAGGCUGUGAACGUGCCUGACGAUUGGCUCCGUCUCAGUGACCACCAGAGUACUGCGGCACAAGGCACUGCAUCGUCUCAGAUACCGCGCAACGAAAGCCACAAUCACAUGAGGUCUCAUAACAACAGCUAUGGCCUGUAUUCACAUAAUUCCCCUGCCAACUUGGCUGGAAACCGAGACACGUUCGACUCUCUGGCCAUUGAGAAAUACAUCGGCCGGAGCGGAGGCCCCCCUAAAUCAAACCCAGAUAUCAGUGGUGUCACGGGAUAUUCGUAUCUCGGUGGUAAUUCAAUGCUUGCGAACCUGCCAUCUAGCGAGCCUCUCACGAUCGGAGCUUCCGAGGAUGCCCCGCAAUCCGAAAUGCUGAUUGACUUCGAGCACGAAGAAUCUGCCGCUACUGUGAGCAAGAGCGCCUCCGGCGCGGCUUCGAACCGUUCCCAUCGACCUCGUGGACCUUUGAGCUGGGCAACCAUGUCUUCAAGAAGCCCGGCCAUCCGGGGUGAGGACGAGCAGGGCGAGCAACAUUCACCAAAGACUUCUCCCGGACGACCUCAAGGACUGUUGGGCAUGAUCGACAUGUCCUCGCAUAGUCCGGCUCCUGUGGACACGGAGGCUCGUAAUCAAGCCUGUGCCCAGUACCAGUCACCACGAGAACCACUGGACGUAGCGACAAUGUCAUCGAGCAUGCAAGCCGAGAACCGUAUUUCUCAGAGUAGCUCGGCGGGCGGUGAUAGCACAACGACCGAAAGUGUUCUGCGAUUAUAUGGGGAAAAUGCAUUGCGAGACUUCACCGACUUACAGAGGCCGAUCUCUGUUAGCGUCCGACAUACAGUUGCCGAGUCCAUGACGGCGCGUGGAAGCACUGCCCCAGGCAAUCUGAUCGCCCCAUGUGCUCCGGUGCAUGCUACUGCCCCGACAGAUGAGCUACGCAAAGAACCAAGCGGAAACAUGCUCGAACAGGCACUACGGGAACUCGAUUCAGUAGAUGCAGGCAAUUUAGAGCUGGAAGCUCUGGACGCUUUCAUAGCCCAGCUCGCGGUGAGUGUCGAGGCCCAGCUGCCGGGACUAGACAGGAAGUGGCCCAAUAUCCGAAGGACUCUGAGGUGGCUGCUCCGGGACAUCGAGCUUGCAAGGUAUCAAGCUCACUCGAUGAGGGAGCAGCAGCAGCCAAAUUCAACACCUGAGAAUGAAAGAGUGACCCUCGGGCGGGGUGGUCCUGGUGAAGAAAGCGUUGCGCGGGAGAACCACCGUAUAUGUGACUCGCGCGAAGCAAAGGAGGGCGUCUACUCUUCCAACCAGCAUGGAUCAAUUCGCGCCCCGGAGCAGGCCCCAUCGGCCACCGAGAUUGGUAGGAAGGGGUUUAAUUAUCAUCAGGGCUACAGCAAAACGCGAGAGCCAGAGGAGAUACUGGGGGACGAGUAUGCUGACGACGAAGACUAUUCGUAG
Microdochium trichocladiopsis is the source of this 2829-nucleotide messenger RNA. RefSeq lists its product as uncharacterized. The transcript is spliced from 3 exons. NCBI's taxonomy places the organism in Eukaryota, Fungi, Ascomycota, Sordariomycetes, Xylariales, Microdochiaceae. The record is from RefSeq and is a predicted model, not a curated record. The coding region runs from base 1 to 2829 and encodes 942 amino acids.